GAAAGUUUCCGACAGAAAAACAGUGAAAUUUUCAGCCAAAUGACGACUAUUGGUCACAAGUAAAGUGUACUGUUCCGAGUAAAGACAGUUCUGCUCCAGGGGAGCAAGUAAGGAUUGUGGCUUGAGCGAGAAGAACCAUCUUAUUCUGGUUUCCAUAAAUCAGAAUCCAAAGUUCAAGUUCAAAACAGUGUCGUUCGCUGGAAACCAAAAUCACCUUUGAGGCCAAUUAAAAAGGAUUCAGUACAACACAGUAGCCGCUUCGAGAAAAGUGUAGACACAGCCGUAAAAUCGAUUAAGCAAACCGUGUUUUUGAAAGUGGGCAUUUGGUGAACAGAGUUGAGCGCUUAUUGGAAUUCAGUAAAGUAGCAUUUCGGUGCUAUCUAAAGGUGUACUUAGCAAAGUGUUGUGUGUGCGCGGAUUCUAACCCGGGAUUCCAUUGAUUCCACUGAAUUCGUUUGAUUUGGGCCUCGAUUUCCUUGUUCGUCUCAAUUAUUGGAAUUUCGUCAAUUUAUCCUGAACGGUUUCGCUUGAGCGUCAGCUUGUAUAUAGUGCAAUGCCAUGUCAAUGGUUUUCCCUUUUGGGAUUGAUUCUAUCUUGUGGAGCGGCAAUAUCAUCUUCCUCGUCGUCCGGUGAUGUGUUCACAAGUUCUUUUCUAGUUCGAUUCCAACGGAGUGUUGAGAACAAUUUCGCCCAUGAAGUUGCCAGAAGAUAUGGCUUCGACAAUCUGGGACCAUUACCUGGAAGCAGUUUUAAGGAGUAUCAUUUCAAACAUCGAUCGUUGCCCCAUGCCCGGACACGAAGGAGUAUAUCGCAUACGAGGGUCCUGAAACGUCACCCACUGAUACAUACAGCGAUACAGCAGCCAGGAUUCAUCCGUGUGAAACGGGGAUUGCGGCCUGCCAUACCUUCCAUUCAUGGGCUUCCCUAUUCCUCUACGAAUGGUGUGCAAGGCACAAGUGGAGCGGAACCCACGGACCCAUAUUUUCCUCUGCAAUGGUACUUGAAAAAUACGGGGCAAAAUGGUGGUAAAAUGCGACUGGAUUUGAAUGUCCAGGCCGCAUGGGAUCAAGGAAUCACAGGGAAAAAUGUGACGACAGCAAUUAUGGAUGACGGGGUGGAUUACAUGCAUCCAGAUUUAAAAUAUAAUUACAAUGCCGAAGCUAGCUACGAUUUCAGCAGUAAUGACCCUUAUCCAUAUCCUCGAUACACAGAUGAUUGGUUCAACAGCCAUGGAACAAGGUGUGCCGGCGAGGUGGCUGCUGCACGCGAUAAUGGAAUCUGCGGAGUUGGGGUCGCCUAUGAUAGUAAAGUUGCUGGCAUUCGGAUGUUGGACCAACCAUAUAUGACUGAUCUGAUAGAAGCAAACUCAAUGGGUCAUGAACCGCACAAAAUUCACAUAUAUAGUGCCUCGUGGGGACCCACAGAUGAUGGAAAAACGGUCGACGGACCUCGCAACGCCACUAUGCGAGCCAUUGUUCAGGGAGUGAAUGAGGGCCGCAAUGGAUUGGGGAAUAUAUACGUGUGGGCGUCGGGUGAUGGUGGUGAAGAAGAUGAUUGUAACUGCGAUGGAUACGCCGCCUCCAUGUGGACAAUUUCAAUUAACAGUGCAAUUAACGAUGGACAAAAUGCACACUACGAUGAGAGCUGCAGUUCAACUUUGGCUAGUACUUUCAGUAAUGGAGCGAAGGAUCCUAACACGGGAGUGGCCACAACCGAUUUAUAUGGAAAAUGCACAACAACACAUUCGGGAACAAGCGCAGCUGCUCCUGAGGCAGCUGGCGUAUUUGCAUUGGCGUUAGAGGCGAACCCUCAAUUAACAUGGCGUGAUGUUCAACACCUGACAGUCUUAACUUCCAAAAGGAAUUCCCUCUUUGAUGCGAAGAAUCGAUUUCACUGGACUAUGAACGGAGUAGGAUUGGAGUUCAAUCACUUGUUUGGCUUUGGAGUACUGGACGCCGGGGCUAUGGUAACGCUUGCAAAGCAAUGGCGCACGGUUCCUGCCCGAUAUCAUUGCGAAGCAGGAUCUAUACUUGAACCACAUCAAAUUAUGUCCGGCCGAUCCUUGUUUCUUGAGAUUAAAACAAACGCAUGUAAGGGAACAGAUACUGAGGUCAACUACUUGGAGCAUGUGCAAGCGGUAAUCACAGCGAAUGCUAGCAGGCGCGGGGAUUUGGAGCUGUUUCUCACAUCACCAAUGGGAACGAGCAGAUCAAUGAUUCUAAGUCGCCGAGCGAACGACGAUGAUCAUAGAGACGGGUUCACAAAAUGGCCAUUCAUGACAACACACACAUGGGGAGAAUACCCACAUGGUACUUGGAAGUUAGAGGCUCGAUUCAAUUCGCAGCAACCGCGAACCGGAUGGUUAAAAGAAUGGUCGUUAGUCUUACACGGCACGAAGGAACCACCCUACCGAGCUCUGUCCCCAGCAUCACCUCACUCAAAGCUAGCCAUAGUGAAGAAAGCGCAUGAAGAUCGGAAAAUGAACAAGGAUUCAUAGGCUGUGUACUUCGGCAUAUUCAACUUAACGCUGUUUGUGUUCUUUUCAUUGCUACUUUUUGCUCUAUAUCAAUUUCUUUUUGUUUGUGUAAGCUGAAAUACAGAUAUGUGUAUAUCCGUUGGGUAAACUCAGAAACAGAGUCAAGAUCGAACAGAUAAAGUUGUUCAGAAAAUAUCAGUUUGUGCACACUUUAGGACUUCCGUUACCAUUGCAUCCUUCUAGAGUUUUGUUCAUGAAUAAACGCACACUUUCAGAGAAUAUUAAAACUUAAAGAAAAACACAAAAAGAAGUAAUUUGUAACCAAUGAGGAAAUUACACUAAUAGCAAGAAACAUGUAAACUUGUAAAGAAAUGAAGAAAAUAUAUUUUAGAUGAAGAUUUU
Molecule: messenger RNA, 2878 nt
Organism: Hermetia illucens (black soldier fly)
Lineage: Eukaryota; Metazoa; Arthropoda; Insecta; Diptera; Stratiomyidae
Gene: amon
Product: neuroendocrine convertase 2
Exons: 12
Coding region: 554-2497 (647 amino acids)
Biological process (GO): protein processing
Cellular component (GO): Golgi membrane; trans-Golgi network
Molecular function (GO): serine-type endopeptidase activity
Source: RefSeq, a predicted model, not a curated record